AUGCUCGACGGACCUGCUGCGAACGAGUAUGAGCGCGUGCCGUUCAACUCCCUCCCUCUGUCCAGGCAGACACUGGAUGCCGUGCAGCACAUGGGCUUCGAAACCAUGACUGAAGUGCAGGCGCGCACUAUUCCGCCUCUUCUUGCCGGCAAGGACGUGCUCGGCGCGGCGCGGACGGGAUCCGGCAAGACGAUUGCGUUCCUCGUGCCGAGUGUCGAGAUGCUGCACUCCCUCCGGUUCAAGCCGGCAAACGGUACUGGUGUCGUGAUCAUCUCGCCUACGCGUGAGCUCGCGCUCCAGAUCCUCGGGGUUGUCAAGGACCUCAUGGCUGGACACUCACAGACGUUCGGUAUCGUCAUGGGCGGCGCGAACCGCAAGGCUGAAGCGGACAAGCUCGUCAAAGGCGUCAACCUCCUCGUCGCCACACCUGGGCGUCUCCUCGACCACCUCCAGAACACGAAGGGGUUCGUGUUCAAGAACCUAAAGGCGCUGGUCAUUGACGAGGCCGAUCGUAUCCUGGAGGUUGGUUUCGAGGAGGAGAUGAAGCAGAUCAUCAAGAUCCUCCCUAACGAGAAUCGCCAGUCGAUGUUGUUCUCGGCAACUCAGACGACCAAGGUCACUGACCUUGCGCGCAUCUCGCUCCGCACUGGGCCGCUGUACAUCAACGUCGACCAGCAGAAGGACACUAGCACGGCAGAGUUCCUCGAGCAGGGUUACGUCGUGUGCGACAGUGACCAGCGUUUCCUCCUGCUCUUCACGUUCCUGAAGCGCAACCUCAAGAAGAAGGUGAUCGUCUUCUUCUCGAGCUGCAACUCGGUGUCGUACCACGCCGAGCUACUCAACUACAUCGACGUGCCGGUGCUCGACCUCCACGGCAAGCAGAAGCAGCAGAAGCGCACCAACACGUUCUUCGAGUUCUGCAACGCACAAUCGGGCAUCUUGCUGUGUACGGACGUGGCGGCGCGUGGCCUUGACAUCCCCAAGGUCGACUGGAUCAUCCAGUUCGACCCCCCCGAUGACCCGCGCGACUACAUCCACCGUGUGGGCCGUACCGCCCGUGCUGGCAAGGCAGGCAAGUCCCUCCUCUUCCUGCUCCCCAGCGAGCUCGGCUUCCUCCGUUUCCUCAAGGUCGCCAAGGUCCCGCUCAACGAGUACCAGUUCCCUCAGCGCAAGGUCGCCGACGUGCAGCGCCAGCUUGAGAGCCUCAUCUCCAAGAACCACUACCUCAACACCACCGCGCGCGACGGGUACCGCUCCUACCUCCAGGCGUACGCUAGCUACUCCCUCAAGAAGAUCUUUGACGUCAACAAGCUCGACCUCGCCAAGGUUGGCAAGGCGUUUGGCUUCUCCGUUCCACCGAAGGUUAACAUCUCUGUGGGUUCGAUCAAGCCCAAGAAGGUCGACGACUCGGACGACGAGGACGUGCCGGUGAAGGCGCAGAAAGUCGACGACGGAGAGGUCAAGAAGGCCUACUACCGCAACCGGGGUGACAAGGGCGGCGGCCGCAAGCACAAGGGAAGGGCAUAG
Cutaneotrichosporon cavernicola is the source of this 1527-nucleotide messenger RNA. RefSeq lists its product as uncharacterized. Gene Ontology annotation, molecular function: ATP binding; RNA helicase activity; nucleic acid binding. Bases 1 to 1527 code for a protein of 508 amino acids. The transcript is spliced from 2 exons. The record is from RefSeq and is a predicted model, not a curated record. Lineage: Eukaryota; Fungi; Basidiomycota; Tremellomycetes; Trichosporonales; Trichosporonaceae. Gene Ontology annotation, cellular component: nucleolus. Gene Ontology annotation, biological process: maturation of LSU-rRNA from tricistronic rRNA transcript (SSU-rRNA, 5.8S rRNA, LSU-rRNA).